UCCUCGCCAGUCGCUUUCUCUGCGUGCUCUUCCGGUCUGUUCUGUGGUGUAGCACUCGUUGUAUAACAGUCAUUUCAGUAUACUGAUACCACUACACAUCGAGAAUGCGUACAGCUUUCAUUUGGGCCUUAACGGCCUUGACUGCUGUGUCUGCUCGAGUGAGCAACACUGGUCGCUGUGGUGCAGCGAAUGGCGGCCUUGUUUGCACGGGCUCGUCCUACGGCAAUUGUUGUUCCCAAUACGGCUGGUGUGGUAGAACUUCAGCUUAUUGCGGAACUGGUUGCAACUCAGGUUUCGGUACUUGUUCGAAUGUUGCUUCGUCUUCGGCGCGCGUCUCGACACUCCGUACUAGCACUCGUUCAUCCUCCACCGUCAGCUCGAGUACACGAUCUUCGUCUGCGGCUGCUGCAUCCUCUACACUCAAGGUCUCCACGAGCGCUCGCUGUGGAUAUGCGUUUGGUGCGACGGGUGGGUUUACCUGCGCAGGGUCCAAGUUUGGAGAUUGCUGCUCGCAAUAUUCGUACUGGUAUGCAGCCUGCGUAAAACUAUACCAGCAAAGCUAAUUGGUCUUGUACAGUGGUUCUACUUCAGCCUAUUGUGGAACGGGCUGCCA
Messenger RNA from Cucurbitaria berberidis CBS 394.84, 613 nucleotides. RefSeq names its product carbohydrate-binding module family 18 protein. The record is from RefSeq and is a predicted model, not a curated record. Lineage: Eukaryota; Fungi; Ascomycota; Dothideomycetes; Pleosporales; Cucurbitariaceae. The coding region runs from base 105 to 563 and encodes 152 amino acids. The transcript is spliced from 3 exons. Gene Ontology annotation, molecular function: chitin binding.